CCUGCUGGGCCUGCUGGGCCUGCCGGCCGCCUGCUGGUGUAGUAUGUUUGGCAACAACCUCGAGGGCGGUGGUCCUGGAGCCGGUGCGUUGGACGGGUAGCUCCACCGACAUGAGCUGACCGGGGCAGAAAACAUGGAAAAGUGGAACGGAAAUUGAGCCCUCGUUCUGGAAAAGUGAGGGGGAGGGAGUCAAGACCAGGCAGUCGACGCCGUCCUGCUGAAGUUGGGGAGCGGCCUCCACCAUGUCGCGCCUCUACAACGCCGGCCAGUACAACCAGGAGUUCCUGCCCAGGCGCCUCGGCAACUGGGAGGUGGCCAAGUGGUUCCCGGAGCGCAAGGCGCGCGACCCGUUCAACUUCAAGCCGACCGAGCCCAUCGUCGACGACCGGGGCCGCUUCCUGCCGGGCGCGCCGCGCGCCAACCGCAACCCCUGGAACAACUACAUCGGCACGCACGACCAGCCGCCGCGCAUCACCAGGGCCAUAGCGAACGAGCUGUCCUCUCGGCCACCUAACCGCCUCCGCUACUGGGACAAGCCGAACACGCGCCUCCGUCCCGUGCCCUGCACCGCCAAGGAGCUCCAGGGCAGCCCGGGGUUCUCGCUCGUCGCCGAGGGGCCCGGCUACCCGCAGCACCGCAACUACUUCCUCAACAAACGGGACUACGUGGACCACGGCGACCGCAUCGACGAGCAGGACGUGGUGGCCGUCGAGUUCCUGAAGGAGCGCAGGCGCCGCCAGCAGGCCGUCAAGGAGCGCGUGGAGCAGGUCAAGGAGCUGACGGCCUCGCUGCGCCAGCACCAGGAGCAGCUGCGGCGCGAGGACGCCGAGCGCGACGUCAACUGGCUGCUGGAGCACCGCGAGCUGCACAACAUCGUGCCGCCUGCCCGAGAGACUGCCACAAGGACUCGCCAGGUGGACUACACCCCGGCCAGCCUGCUCGAGGCCAAGGAGCACUACAAGAGCCCCAAGAGCGCCAAGGGCCGCUCCAAGGGCUCGCCCAGGCGGGACGCGGAGCCAUGCUGGGGGCCGGGGGCGCCCAAGGAGGACGGCGGCCGCGGGGAGCUGCAGGACCGCGACGAGGGCAUCCACGAGGAGCAGCCGGAUAAGGACCUCGACGCUCCCGAGCCGCGGACAAGCUGGGACGGCACGGGCGGCAGCGACGAUCCGGUCCGCGACGACGGGCAGGACAGCGGCGUGGGCAGCGUUGACGACGGCCACCUCGGGGAGUCGCCGGAGCCAGCCAACGCCAAGCCCACCCCGCUGUACCCCCAGUUCGAGGACGACAGCGGGGAACUCCUCAAGCCCAGCAACCCAGACUACCCCAGCGUGGACCCUGGCUUCUCCCGCCGCGCUGCUCGGGACCCGACCAUCCAGAGCUACCCGGAGCCGGAGCGGGUGCGCGAGCAGGGCUACCCGGAGAUGUUCACGACUGAAACGGACCUCGCCGCCCCCCCGUCCCGGCCGUACGCGCGCGCCCAGUUCGCCGUGGUGAACGCGGACCCCGAGUCUCCCCCCGCGUCGCCGCAGCACCGCGUGCCCACCCCCGGGCCGGCGCUGGCCAACGCCUACUCGAGCUUCCAGGUAGCCAAGCAGCUCCACAAGGAGAACCUCGAGCACAAUCCGCUGCCGGACACCGUCAACGACGACCUCUUCAAGAAGCUCAACUCGCAGCGGCACCCCAACCCGGGCAUCGCGCUCGACGUGAAGCCCGACGCGGCGGCCGUCGGCUGGCGGUCCUUCAACGCCCCGGGCCCCACCAACUGUUCCAAGAUGAGGGUCUACAGGCCCAAGACGGCGGCGCCCACCGCGUCCGCCAGGCACAACGGCCUGCAGGGCGAGAGGGCGCUGCAGCGGCCUAGCACGGGCCACCCGAUGAAGCUGCUGGCCAAGGACCACGUGUCCGAGAUGGAGCUCGCCAUCUGCUGGGACCUGGUGCCCGCGUACCCCGAGGACGAGCCCAAGCCCACGCCGCACAUCGACGGCAGCAACGGCAGCGCGGCGCCGGGCAUCUUCAGUCUGGUGCACCACCCCGCCGACAACGAGGACGACGUCAAGGUGUCGUCCAGGAGCGGCCUGGACCGCGGCCCCGACCGCACCAGCCCCCGAGGCUACGUGGUCGGCCCCGGCGGCACCAGCACCCCGCCGGUGGGCAGGGAGAGGAAGACGCCGCCCAAGCCGCCGUCCGUCGAGAGCGUGCACAGCGGCAGCGGCGGCAGCGGCGGCAGCGGCGGCAGCGGUGCCAGCCAGCCCAACCACAAGUCCGAGUACAAGAUGGCCUUCAAGGCGGGCAAGCCGACCACCAGCCUCAGCACCAACAGCAGCUUCGACACGCCGCCCAGCCUGCACAGCGGCUGCGGGCCCUCCAUGGGCGUGGGGCCCGUGGGGCCGGCGCGCGAGGUGCGCGUGCCGAAGCAGCGGGCGCCGUUCGCGCGCAAGAACUACGCCAUCACCAGCCUCACGCAGCCCUUCUCGCUGUGGCCCAAGGAGACCGGGCACGCCUACCCCGAGCACUGGCGGCUGGCCUCCGUGUACCAGCACUCCUUCAAGCCCGUGCACGCGCGCUCCAAGCCGCUGCUCAAGACAGUGUACCAGUGAGGCCGUGCGGGCCUCCCCCGCGCCGUGGAUCGGACUUGUGAACGCGACUCUCCGUCAAGUUUUAACUCAGGUCUGGGCACGGGAACCUACACGCAAGAUGUAGCUUCUUUGUGGCCCGAGGUGAAGUAAGACAUGAAGCAAAGAGGACACUCACAGGGUGAUCCGGUCCGGACUGUGUGAGUGGUUCACCUUCCAUCAGUUAAUUUAUGUCUCCUAAAUUCUGUUUUGUUUUUUUGCUGGAAGGAUGGGGGUUUAAGAAGCUGUAACAGUACAUCUUUACAUGAAAUUGGACACUUUA
Molecule: messenger RNA, 2895 nt
Organism: Thrips palmi
Lineage: Eukaryota; Metazoa; Arthropoda; Insecta; Thysanoptera; Thripidae
Exons: 11
Coding region: 243-2597 (784 amino acids)
Biological process (GO): cilium organization
Cellular component (GO): ciliary basal body
Source: RefSeq, a predicted model, not a curated record